AAUUCCUUUAGGUUGGUUGAUGUUCACCAAAAAACGAUCUAUUUUUGGCCAAAACAAACAAAAAAAAAACAUUAUUGUCAACCAUCUUUCGUUUUUUUUCCACAAAACAUUUUUCAAAAGAAUUUGACUUUGGUAAAUCAUCAUAACGCACAUAUCGCACACACAUAAAAUAAACAUUCGAAUUCGAACGUCCGAAAAACAAUCGAUAUCACUCUCUCACACUCGGCUAUUAUCGAUUUAAUCGAUUAUUUUGUUCUUUCCCCUUGACUCAAAAUGAAUACAAAUGGUGAUGAACGUUUAGCAAAAUUAUUACAUGAUCGUCGUUUAGAACCGGAACGUUUUUGGUUUCAAUGUGAUAAAUGUUAUGGUCGAUUUGAAUCAAGGAAAUUAUUGCAACAACAUCAAGAUCGUAAAUUAUUUAAAUGUCCAUUUAAAGAUUGUUGUAGAAAAUUUACACAUCGUUGGGAAUUGGUUACACAUCAAAAAACCUGCCCAGGUCGUAUUUUACAAGGUGAUUUUGAUAAUUAUAAAAUCUAUCAAAUGAUCAACAUUCGUCAUACAGAAAAGCCAAGAAAAUUUAAUCAUCUUGAUUUAUGGAUUAAAUAUCCAUAUUGGUUCUGAAACGAAAGAAAUAAAAACCCCCGAAACGAAGAUGGUUAUCCAGACAACGAAUAAUAAAAUUAACAAUUUUUUUUGAUUGAAAUUGAAAUGAAAAUAAAAUUUUA
This is a messenger RNA of Dermatophagoides pteronyssinus (European house dust mite), 725 nucleotides long. RefSeq lists its product as uncharacterized. Lineage: Eukaryota; Metazoa; Arthropoda; Arachnida; Sarcoptiformes; Pyroglyphidae. The record is from RefSeq and is a predicted model, not a curated record.